This is a messenger RNA of Pistacia vera, 2373 nucleotides long. Its product is annotated as ATP-dependent zinc metalloprotease FTSH 12, chloroplastic-like. Gene Ontology annotation, biological process: mitochondrial protein processing; protein-containing complex assembly; embryo development ending in seed dormancy. Lineage: Eukaryota; Viridiplantae; Streptophyta; Magnoliopsida; Sapindales; Anacardiaceae. Bases 79 to 2373 code for a protein of 764 amino acids. The record is from RefSeq and is a predicted model, not a curated record. Gene Ontology annotation, molecular function: ATP binding; ATP hydrolysis activity. Gene Ontology annotation, cellular component: chloroplast thylakoid membrane; m-AAA complex. The transcript has 13 exons.
AGCAAAAAAACUGCAGCUGCUUGUGCAGCUAAGACAGUGAGACAUUUUCUCAAAAUUCUCUGUCGUUCUCAUAAAAAAAUGGACAUUUCAAUCCCUUUCAAACCGAACCCACUUCUUUCAUCUUCAAAUUCACUCACAAAAGCGGUUCCUUUCCCAAAACGCCAGACGCACAGGCCUAGAAUUUCCCGCCAAAAUCCCAUCUUUAGAGUUUAUUCCUCUGCAAAUCCGAAUGGGUCAGAUGGGUUUUCUUGGCCGAGUAUUGCUCGAUCUAUUGAGGUCGGGUCGGAGCGGUUCUGGUCCAACUUUGGCCAGUCGGUCAAGAGGGAAACCGGGUUUGACUUUGAGGAGGCUAAUGUGAAGGUGGGUGAGUUGGUGGGGCGAGUUAAGAACGGAGUGAAGAAGGGUGAGGCUGAGUUCACUCGGUUCAGGACUGUUUUGGUGCCUGAGUUCGUGGAUUGGAAUAGGUGGGAGCGUUGGAAGGAUGUCAAGAAUUGGGAGCCUAAAAGGAUUGGUGCAUUAAUUCUCUAUGUUUUUGUUGUGAUCAUUUCUUGUCAAAGAAUAUAUGUCGCUGUUCGUGCGCCUUACCUUGAUCGUCAAAGAAAAGAGGUAACAGAGGCUUACAUGGAGGCAUUGAUUCCUGAGCCAUCCCCUAUUAAUAUCAGAAAAUUUAAGAAGAGUAUGUGGAGGAAGACAACACCUAAAGGUCUAAAAUUGAAGAAGUAUAUUGAAGGGCCUGAUGGGACAUUAAUUCAUGAUAGAUCUUAUGUUGGAGAAGAUGCUUGGAUUGAUGACCCAGAGCCUUCACAGGAAAAAGUGAAAAAGGUUAUUGACAGCAAUGAAAGAUUGAGUGCAGAAGAAAAGAAAAAGUUAAUUGAAGACUUGGGCAUUUCAGGUGAGGUUCAAGCAAAUAAAAGUACUUGGCGUGAAAAACUUCGUGCAUGGAAGGAGAUCAUGGAAAAGGAAAAGUUAUCUGAAGAAGUAGAUUCCUCAAAUGCCAGAUAUGUAGUUGAAUUUGAUAUGAAAGAGGUUGAAAAAAGUCUUCGCAAGGAUGUGGUGGAGAAGGUGACAGAGACACAGGGAACCAGGGCUCUAUGGAUAGCGAAGAGAUGGUGGCGCUAUCGUCCUAAACUUCCUUACACUUAUUUUCUUGACAAGCUAGAUAGCUCCGAGGUUGCUGCUGUUGUUUUUACAGAGGACCUGAAAAGAUUGUAUGUAACAAUGAAAGAAGGUUUUCCAUUAGAAUAUGUUGUUAACAUUCCCCUUGAUCCUUUCUUGUUUGAGAUUAUCUCAAGUUCUGGAGUUGAAGUAGAUCUCCUUCAGAAGCGGCAGAUCCAUUAUUUUCUAAAAGUUUUGAUUGCUUUGUUGCCUGGACUGCUGAUUCUCUGGCUGAUAAGGGAGUCUGUGAUGCUUCUCCAUGUCACCUCUAAUCGUUUUCUUUACAAAAAGUAUAAUCAACUUUUUGAUAUGGCUUAUGCAGAAAAUUUCAUCCUGCCAGUUGGAGAUGUUGGUGAAACAAAAUCUAUGUAUAAAGAAGUGGUAUUAGGGGGUGAUGUUUGGGAUCUGCUUGAUGAGUUGAUGAUUUAUAUGGGGAACCCCAUGGAGUAUUAUGAAAGAGGUGUCCAGUUUGUUCGGGGUGUUCUUCUGUCUGGACCACCCGGAACAGGAAAAACACUUUUUGCACGGACACUUGCAAAGGAAAGUGGGCUGCCAUUUGUUUUUGCUUCUGGUGCAGAGUUCACAGAUAGUGAAAAGAGUGGUGCAGCUAGGAUCAAUGAGAUGUUUUCUAUAGCGAGGAGAAAUGCACCUGCGUUUAUAUUUGUAGAUGAAAUUGAUGCUAUUGCUGGAAGGCAUGCAAGAAAGGAUCCUCGAAGAAGGGCCACAUUUGAGGCUCUAAUUGCACAGCUUGAUGGGGAGAAAGAGAAAACUGGUGUUGAUCGGUUUUCACUUAGACAAGCUGUGAUAUUCAUUUGUGCCACCAAUAGACCAGAUGAAUUGGACCUCGAGUUUGUCCGCCCUGGUCGUAUUGACCGUCGUUUAUACAUUGGUUUGCCUGAUGCAAAACAACGGGUGCAAAUAUUUGGUGUGCACAGUGCAGGAAAACAAUUUGCAGAAGAUGUUAACUUUGAACAGCUUGUCUUCCGAACUGUUGGUUUUUCUGGGGCAGAUAUUAGAAAUCUUGUGAAUGAAGCAGCAAUAAUGUCGGUGAGGAAAGGACAUUCUAAGAUCUACCAGCAAGAUAUUGUUGAUGUUUUAGAUAAACAAUUGCUUGAGGGUAUGGGUGUGCUUCUCACAGAGGAAGAGCAACAGAAAAUUGAACAAAGUGUGUCUUUUGAAAAGAAGAGACUGCUGGCGGUUCAUNUAUUGCAGUUUUAG